This is a messenger RNA of Drosophila ficusphila, 657 nucleotides long. RefSeq lists its product as uncharacterized. The record is from RefSeq and is a predicted model, not a curated record. The coding region runs from base 148 to 582 and encodes 144 amino acids. NCBI's taxonomy places the organism in Eukaryota, Metazoa, Arthropoda, Insecta, Diptera, Drosophilidae. The transcript has a single exon.
AAGAGUUUCGAUCGUUUCGAUCGCCAGAAAUUUGAAUAAAAGCUCGCCAAGAUCAGACGGGCAGGUGGUGCAUACCAAUGAGCUCUGGAUGUGGGAGCAUCAUCCAGCAUAAAUAGAUGCCUUCUUUACUGGAUCCGCUCAGUCACAAUGGUUCUGCUCAAGAGUCGCCUGCUUAUCCUGGUCAUCGGCGUUUUCCUGUGUGGCGCACAGGCCACUCUGACCAUCCAGAAAGCCAAGCCCGCGCUUCCGGAUCCCAGUCAACUUCUGGCCAAGCUGCCACCAAAGCCCGCCUUUCUUUCGGAUCCUAGUCAACUGCUGGCCAAGAUUUCCAAGCCCAAACCCGUAUUGGAUCCCAGUCAACUGCUCGCCAAGUUGCCCCCCAAACCAGCUUUCCUGAAGGAUCCGAGUCAGCUACUUUCAGCCCUGCCCUCCAAAUUCGUUAAGCCAAAGCCAGUGUUCGUGAAACCCGUGAUUGUAAAGCCCGUGGUGGUGGUGAAGCCCGUGGUUGUCGGCGGAGGAAGCGGCGGAGGUGGCCACGGACAUGGACAUGGACAUCACGGAAAAAAUAAACUUAAGUUUUAGAUAACUAUUCCUGCGAACAUGAUUACAAUAAGUAAAAUAUAAUUAAAUAGGAAAAAAAAAAAAACAGAAAGUCAA